CCCGCUCCGAUCCACGAAUCCCCCCGACCGCGACCUCCAAUCCAGAUCCACCCCCGCCCUCGCGCAUGGCGCACCCGGCAGCGGACCGCCGCCUGCGCUCCUCCCCCUCGUCGCGCUGCGACCACGAGCACCACGGCCGCUUCCUCCGCCCCGGCGCGCUCGCCAGGCUCCGCGACUCCAAGAUCGUCGCGCGCUCCCUCCGCUCCGCGGCCUCCGCGCGCCUCCUCCCGCCCUCCUCCCCCUCGCCCGCUCCCCCGUCGCCCGCGCCGGCGGCGGGCGCCGUACCCCACUUCUUCUUCGGUGGGGCGCGGGGCGGCAUGCGGUACCCGCUCCGGAAGAAGCUCGCCGCCGCCCGCGGCGUCGUUUUCCUGCCCCCGCCUCCAAUGUCCCCGGGCGCCCUGGAGGCCUUCCUCGGCGCGUUCGCCGCCGCGCCGUCCGAGCUCCUCGCCGCCCACUGAUACGUCGGUCGAUUCUUCUGCGGGUUGCGUUCGCGGCGGCGCAGUCGGAGCUGGAUACUGCGUACAGAAGACCAACUGCUGUGCCGCUCAGCUGCUGUCCAAGGCUUCGUUAGAUCUGUGUAGAUGCUUCUCUUUCUUUUUAGGAACUGCAGCCUUCCUUUUCAGAUGUAGGAAGUGCAACCUUUGGGGGUAGAAAAUAUCUGCGUAAUCUUUUAUGUAAAAAAAAGAAUCUUCUGUAA
Molecule: messenger RNA, 697 nt
Organism: Hordeum vulgare subsp. vulgare (domesticated barley)
Lineage: Eukaryota; Viridiplantae; Streptophyta; Magnoliopsida; Poales; Poaceae
Exons: 1
Coding region: 66-458 (130 amino acids)
Source: RefSeq, a predicted model, not a curated record